CAGCCCAGGUUCCGUCCCCCGCGGCGCCGCGCACGCCGAACCUGGGCGGGGCGGGCGGACUGGGCCCCGGAACCGCGGAGCCAGCCCCUCCCGCCUUCCCCGCGCCGGGUGCCCGGGUCGUCAUGGAGCCCCGAGCGGUUGCGGAUGCCCUGGAGACGGGGGAGGAGGACGUGGUCAUGGAGGCUCUGCGCGCGUACAACCGCGAGAACUCGCAGAGCUUCACGUUCGAUGCUGCCCAACAGGAGGACAGGCAGAGACUGGCGGAGCUGCUGGUUUCUGUUCUGGAGCAGGACUUGCCCCCCUCCCGCCGGGUCACCUGGCUGCAGAGCAUCCGCAUCCUGUCCAGGGACCGUAGCUGCCUGGACGCCUUCACCAGCCGCCAGAGCCUGCAGGCCCUUGCGUGCUACGCCGGUGUCGCCGAGGGGGCGGCCCCUGGGCCCCUGGACAUGGGCGUUGUACUCGAAUCCCUCAAGUGCCUGUGCAACCUGGUGCUCAGCAGCCCCCAGGCCCAGGCGCUGGCAGCAGAGGCCCGCCUGGUGGUGAGGCUCGCCCAGCGCGUGGGGCUGCACGGGGAGAGCAGCUUCCCCCACGAGGUCCAGCUCUUUGACCUGCGCCUCCUGUUCCUGCUCACGGCACUCCGCCCCGAGGUGCGCCAGCAGCUGUUCCAGGAGCUGCAGGGCGUGCCCCUGCUCACCGAGGCCUUGCAGCUGGCGCUGGGCGUGGCCCCGGGCCAGAGCCCCCCAGAGCGCCUCCCUCCCCCGCAGACGGAGCGGGCCAUGGAGGUCCUCAAGGUGCUCUUCAACAUCACUUUCGACUCCGUCAGGAGGGAAGUGGACGAGGACGACGCUGCCCUUUACCGGCGCCUGGGGACUCUGCUGCGGCACUGCGUGAUGGUGGCCGCUGCUGGGGACCGCACGGAGGAGUUCCACGGCCACGCAGUGAACCUCCUGGGGAACCUGCCCGUCAAGUGUCUGGACGUCCUGCUGGCCCUGGAGCCGCGCAAAGGCUCCCUGGAGUUCCUGGGCGUGAACAUGGACGUGAUGGGCGCCCUCCUCAGCUUCCUGGAGAAGCGCCUGCACCAGACGCACCGGCUGAAGGAGGGCGUGGCCCCCGUGCUGAGCGUGCUGACCGAGUGCGCCCGCCUGCACCGCCCUGCCCGCAAGUUCCUAAAGGCCCAGGUGCUGCCCCCGCUGAGGGAUGUGAAGACCCGGCCCGAGGUGGGGGAGCUGCUGCGGAACAGGCUGGUGCGCCUCAUGACACACCUGGACACCGACGUGAAGCGGGUGGCUGAGGAGUUCCUGUUCGUCCUGUGCUCGGAGAGCGUGCCCCGCUUCAUCAAGUACACGGGCUACGGGAACGCCGCCGGCCUCCUGGCUGCCCGGGGCCUCAUGGCAGGGGGCCGGCCUGAGGGCCAGUACUCGGAGGACGAGGACACGGACACGGAGGAGUACAAGGAGGCCAAGGCCAGCAGCAUCAACCCGGUGACCGGGAGGGUGGAGGAGAAGCCGCCCAACCCCAUGGAGGGCAUGACGGAGGAGCAGAAGGAGCACGAGGCCAUGAAGCUGGUGAACAUGUUCGACCGGCUCUCCAGGCACCGCGUCAUCCAGCCCAUGGGGGUGAGUCCCCAAGGCCAGCUCACCUCCCUGCAGGACGCCAUGUGCGAGAGCAUGGAGGGCCAGCUCUCCUCCGACGCAGACUCGGACCCCGACUGAGGGCGGCCGCCUGCCCGGCGGAGCCGGUGCUGCUUCCAGCCGUGUCCUCGGCCCCUUGCUCUUCACUCCCUAAGUUUUGUUCCCGCUCUCGCCUCUGGGACUGAGGCCUCGUCCUGCUGUCACUGUGGAAACCGGCUUCCUCAGGUGGCAGGUCUCGUGAGCCAGGAGGGUGCGGCGGCGGCUCCAGAGGGCAGGCCUGCGUUGGGGAAGGAAGCCCAGAGCCAGGCGGUUGGGGGAAAGAACCUGCUAGAACGUGUACUAAUGUCAGAAACACUCUCGAGGGCUGUGUGCUGUCUCCGUCCCCAGGGAGCGCCUCCUGGGUCCUGGCUCAGCUGCUCCUGGCUGUCCACGGCGCCCGAGCUCCCCCAGUUUCACAGUUGACUCUCCGUUGACGCCCCUGGCGUGGCUCAUAAACGCAUGAGGACUCGCUGCUCGUG
Molecule: messenger RNA, 2149 nt
Organism: Myotis myotis
Lineage: Eukaryota; Metazoa; Chordata; Mammalia; Chiroptera; Vespertilionidae
Gene: RIC8A
Product: RIC8 guanine nucleotide exchange factor A
Exons: 10
Coding region: 123-1712 (529 amino acids)
Biological process (GO): G protein-coupled receptor signaling pathway
Cellular component (GO): cytoplasm; plasma membrane
Molecular function (GO): G-protein alpha-subunit binding; guanyl-nucleotide exchange factor activity
Source: RefSeq, a predicted model, not a curated record